GCCUGUCUCCAGACCUCACUCGUGGCACGCCACCAAGCUAGGCGAGGGCCAGCCAGACCCCAGCAUGAUGCAAAUAUCCCAGGACCCUCCCUGGCAUCACACCUACCCCUCCAGUGCGUCCACUACAGACCUGUCGGGCUACGACCCAGGUUACCUGAGGAAGAGUCCAGACCAGUACAGUUCUAGAGGAAGUAUGGAGAGCCUUGGGGAGCAACACAGCCACCCAGCCUACAGCUCUUCCUGCCACCAGCUGUGUGCCUCCAAGUCCUCCAACAGUAUGGACCACCUUCACAGUAAGAGAGACUCAGCCUACUCCUCCUUCUCCACCAGCUCUAGUAUCCCAGAGUACCUUGCGGCCGCUCCGACCUUUGGUAAGGAGAGGUCGUACUCCAUGGAGACGGUUCCGCAGAGGGGCGGGAUUAGUGGAGGGGGCGGGAGUGGGGCUGGGGCGGAGGGAAUGCAGCAAGCUGACAUCCGAUAUGUCCGUACGGUCUACGACCCCCAGCAGGGCGGUGCUCAGGAGCAUGAGGUUAGCUCCGCCUCUGCUUCGUUGCUACGCAACCACGAGGCUGGCAGGGCGGGGUCUUGUAGUGUGGGCGGGGCCGCCUGUUACCGCGGCACCAGUAGCAGUAGUAACAGCAGUGGCGGAAGCAGCGGUGGUGGUAACCAUGGUAUUAACCCCAACCGUCACAGUGUUGGGCCCAUUUGGGGUCAGAGCGCCAGCCGCAGUUCCUACGAGAGCCUGAAGGGGGCGCCGGCUCCUCCCAUGCGGAGCGAUAGCUACGCGGCUAUCAGGAACCAUGAGAGGCCAAACUCGUGGUCCAGCCUGGAUCAGGCUCGCUCCCUCAGGGCUCUCCACAAGGGGUCCACCUCCUCCUGGUACCACUCCUCUGGCUCCGUGGCCUCCAGCUCGGGGAAGGGCUCCUUCGGGGCAGAGGGCCAGCUCCACACCGUCAUAGAGAAGAGUCCCGAGAGCAGCCCCACCACCAAGCCCAAACAGGGCGUGAGUCAGGGCUUCUCGCCGCCCCCCGAGCCCCAGCAAACAUCCACCCAGUCUGGCUGCCUCAUGCUGCCCCAGGGCAUCUAUCCUGUACCCCCGCCGGAGCCCCACUAUGCCCAGAUGCCCACCAGCAGCCCCAACCCCAGCAGCGUGUACCCAGCUUUGGCCAGGGAGAGCAGUCUGAGCAGCCUGAGAGAGCUCCAGGGGUUAAGGCUGGGGGUCAGUGUGGAUACAGGGAUGGCGGUAGUGGUGGAGAAUGGAUACCAAAGCAACCCCUCUUCGUCCUCCUAUGUCACUUCCUCUGGCCAACCUCAGCAUCCUGACUUUGCUCAGCCUCCACCCAAACAGCCAGCUCAGCCUCCACCCAAACAGCCAGCUCAGCCUCCACCCAAACAGCCAGCUCAUCCAACCCAACCCGCAGACAGAGUGGGAGAAAAGUCAGGGUACGAGGAGACCCAAACUAAACUGGGUCUCUACAAGUCUCAUCUGAAGGGGGAGGGACAGACCGUGUCCCAAAGGCAGAGCCAGCGGAGCCAAGGACAGGGACAGGGUCAGAGCCAAGGACAGGGUCAGAGCCAAGGACAGGGUCAGAGCCAGAGACAGGGUCAGGGUCAGAGCCAAGACCAGGGACAGGGUCAGAGCCAGGGUCAGAGCCAGGGUCAGGGACAGGGUCAGAGCCAGGGUCAAGGACAGGGUCAGAGCCAAGGCCAGGGACAGGGUCAGAGCCAAGGCCAGGGUCAGAGCCAGGGUCAGGGUCAGGCAUCCAGACCCUGCUCAGCCCAGUCUAUAGGCCAGUCUAUAGGCCAGGAGAGAAGGGACCCAUACACUCCAGUCCAGCCGCGGGGAGAGAGGCUACCCAGGUACUCCCAGGGCUCAGAGAGCUACCCUGAGCACCACCGACAGGACCAGGUCAGGGAGGAAGGGCAGGUCAGACACACAGAGCCCAGUCACUACACUAGUCACCCAGUGGCAGGCACCACCAUGCCCAGUAAGAUCGCCCAGGGACAUGUUCCCAAGGGGAGCAGCAGCAGAAGUACCCCAGCACAGGUGUCUGACCAGCUGGUAGAGCAGAGGGCCCAGGGGCCUGACCAGCAGGUAGAGCAGAGGGCCCAGGGGCCUGACCAGCAGGUAGAGCAGAGGGCCCAGGGGCCAAACCAGCAGGUAGAGCAGAGGGCCCAGGGGCCUGACCAGCAGGUAGAGCAGAGGGCCCAGGGGCCUGACCAGCAGGUAGAGCAGAGGGCCCAGGGGCCUGACCAGCAGGUAGAGCAGAGGGCCCAGGGGCCAGACCAGCAGGUAGAGCAGAGGGCCCAGGGGCCAGACCAGCAGGUAGAGCAGAGGGCCCAGGGGCCUGACCAGCAGGUAGAGCAGAGGGCCCAGGGGCCUGACCAGCAGGUAGAGCAGAGGGCCCAGGGGCCUGACCUUCAGGUCAAUGACCAGAGAUCCAGGUCCCCCCUCUGGCACUACAGCAAUCCAAUUCCCCCCCAGCGGCAGAGGGACCAGAGGGGACCAGAGCACCCCCUGACCCAGCUGGAGAACGCCCUAGCAGAUGUCCAGCGCUGUGACAGUCCAGAGAGCUCCGCCAACAGCCAGAGCAGCCACCAGAGGAGCCUCUCUGUUCUGGAGAAGGUGAACCGCUUCGAGCGCCGCAAGCAGGACCAUGGGCAGGGGAAGCAGAGGAGUAAAAGCACCAGCGCCAGCCACACCAACCCGAGGCCCUCUUCCUCCCGUCCAACCCAGCCCCAGCCUCAGCCCCAGCACCAUGAGAGGGCCAUGAGCUAUGGUGCUGGUAUGGAUGACCUGUGUAACAUGCUGGAGAGAAGCAACAGCCCCAGCAGCACCUGCAGAACACAGAGCUCCUCCUCUAGCUCACAUCAUGGGAAAACUACGGUGGCCCACGAGGGUCAUCAUUACGCAGAGCAGCAGAGGCCAGGGAGUUGUGACCAGACCCAGCCUCAGAGCUCCAGGUACCCCCAUCACCACCACCCUAAUCCCCAGGACCCUCACCCUGGCUCGGCACUGCAGAGGAGCAGAAGCCCCUUCCAACUGGGGAGCCAGGAGGGCCAGGAGGAGAAUGGCCAUGACAGAGACAGGGAUGGGGACAGAGAGUUCCAUUGGAGGGAUGGCCUGCAUGACCUACUGGGGACCAUCCAGGACACAUCCUUUAACCGGGCCUACAGGGACAGUAUCAAGGACGCCCAGUCCAAGGUGCUCCGAUCCACCUCCUUCAGACGCAGGGAUCUGGGAAUCAGCGUUAGCGGGAGUGUCAACAACAACUCCCCUCCCAUCCCCGCCAAGCACUUAUCUCUGGAGAGGAAGGCGGUAGCACCUAAGACCAGCCCCAAACCCUCCAUUGUCUCCACUACUAUCCUAGCCUCCGCCCCAGCCCUUGCCCUAGCUACCUCCACUCACACCCACAAAGAAAGACUCACGGUCACCGUCCCAGACCCAGUCCCAGACCCAGCUCUAGCCACCUUUCCCUCACCUCACACCCCCAAAGAAAGACUCACGGUCACCGUCCCAGACCCAGUCCCAGCCCCAGCUCCAGCCACCUUUCCCUCACCUCACACCCCCAAAGAAAGGCUCACGGUCACCGUCCCAGACGCAGUCCCAGACCCAGCUCUAGCCACCUUUCCCUCACCUCACACCCCCAAAGAGAGGCACGUUGUCACCCCGGAGCCCGAGAGGUUCGGCCCCCCAGAGCUCCUCAGCGUCCUGGCCAUGGGCCCACCAGUCCCGGCCCGUAUCGGUGGGCGUAAGCGACUCACCAUGGAGAAGAAGAAGAGGUCCUACUCCGAGCCUGAGAACAUGCAUGAGGUGGGGCUGGAGUCUGAUCCAAGGAGGACUAGCCAGCACCAGCUGUUCCUUUUCCCAGGUACAGAGACCAGCGUGGCGGACCGCAGGAGGAUGUUUGAGAUGGCUGCCAGCCGCAGCCUGAGCUCCAGCUCCCAGGGCUCCCAGGCUCCCCAGCGCCUCCAGGGCUCCCAGGCUUGUCUAGCCGUGUCUCGGCCGGAGCUCCGGCAGCUGCAGCAGGACGCCCUGGCCGACUACAUGGAGAGGAAGAGAGGCUGGAGGACAGACAGGGAUAGGGACAGGUCAGAGGGAGUGCGCACCCACCGUGACCGCCCUCACAGCGCCUACCUGCAGCCCUUUACAGACACCCGGAGUGUUUCCUCAACCUCCACCACCAGCCUAGCCUCUCUUCAGGAGCCUCUUGGCCAAGACAGCAGUUUCUCUGGUGGGGGAAGGCUCUGCUCCACCCUGCCUCCUGGCCUCCAGGGUUUCUAUCCAGGCAGGGUCACUGCACCACGCGUCCAGGCCAAGGCCCCAGCCUCUAUCUCCACCACCCACCCAGACACCUUGGGAUUCCACAGGCUACUGGAGGGAGAGCUGCCCAGAUCUAGCCUUGGUAGAGAAGACCCAGCCCAGGCCUAUGAGGCUCUCCGGAGCCAGGAGUUUUUCCUGCGAGGCGAUGGAGCCUUUGAGAGGGCAGUUCCAGCCCGGAACUCUGGCAAGUCAGCCUCUGCGGAGGACCUGCUGGAGCGCUCUGAGAGGCCUGCACCCCAGCACUUCAGAUCCCGCUCCUCGCCUUCUGGCGAGAGGCUCAAUCAGGACUUCAUGGCAGGAGGAGAUCUGAAGAUGUAUGGGAUAUUCUCUACCGAGCCCAGGCUUUUCACAAACAACGACAACAACAGGUCUAUGGACAGCCAGCAUCCUGACAGACCUGUCUCUGCCUCCAUGUCCCAGUCCCAGUCCCAGUCCCAGUCCCAGUCCCAGUCCCAGUCCCAGUGUUCAGAUACCCACCACCUUCUGAUCCAAAGCCCGUUCCAAAGCAACACCCCUGUGAUGAGGAGAGAUAGGCUGAAGAACCCCGACCGCCAGCGGGCCCUUAGUGCCUCCAGCCUGGCUGCCUCUGUAGGUCUCCCCUGCCCCUUUCCCCCCCCAGGCACCAGCCCUACUAUCAGCCUGGACUGGCAGGCCAAUGAGAGGUUGAGCCAGGCCAACCUGGAGGCCAUAGCGUUCCCAACCCUGCUGCAGACCGCCACACCCAGGACCGUGUCCCCAGAGGCCCAGGUUCACCCAGAGGUGAGGAGAAGCCCCACAGAACAUCUACAGCAGGCCAUGGCCCAGUGCCAGAACCAGGGUCUGCAGACCAGGACCAGACAGGGCUCCUCAGACACCAGCACCUCAGAGGAGACCCUGAAACACUUCCUCAGAGAGAAAGAGGGGCCAAGCCCUCAAGCUUCAGCCAUUACACCAAAGACCAACCCACCCCCCGUCCUACCCAAAGCCUCCCCAUCACCACCUCCAUUUAAAACCUCUCACAGACCACACACCCUACUCUCUCUCCGCAUCUCAGAGUCCACUCUGCAGGAGACCUCACCCCUACAAGUAGCUCCACACCUAGCCCCUCCCACAAUCUCACUACAGGACUAUGACGAGGUGUUCCUCCAGGAACCGGCCCCUCCUUCCCCUAUUCCUCCCCCGCUCCCAAUCCGGGAGACGGACAUCACAGAGGACUUCCCCCCGCCGCCUCCCCCUCUCCUGCCCCCCUCCUCACUCCCAGACAGAGAGGAGGAGGAGAAUCAUCAUGGACCUGGGCUACAGCACCUCAACAGCUGUGAGUUCCCAUCUCUCCCCUCCUCCUACCGUCAGACAGUACCCCCCUCUAUCCCCCUGUCUGUCUCUCCGAGGCCGAGCCUAACCCCUGAGCCCCAGCCUGAGACCUCCACCACCCUCAGCAACAGUUUCCCAGAGCCCCAGCAGGGGCCUAGCGGUGAGGAAAGCCUGGGGCAAGAGUACCAUCUCUCAGCCAGGAGGGAGAGGUCUGCUGGGGAACUUAGGGUGGAGGCCCUGGCCAGACAGCUGGUGUCACGGGGGGAUAGGACCCUGAGCCCGAUGCUGGACAGCUGGGCAGAGGGUGGGCGGACCAUGGACCUGAUGGAGAGGAUCUUCCCCGCGGGGGGAGGGAGGUUGCUGUGGCAACGCCGCAGGAGCAGUCUGGAGGACAGAAGUCAAGAUGGUGUCUGUUCAAUAGGACCCAAUCUGCUGCAGAGAACAGAGGGAGGAGGAAGAGGAGGAGCAGGAGGAGGAGGAGGAGGAGGAGAGGAGGACACAGAUCUGCAUGAGGACGAGACAGACCUCAAUCAGAAGAAGGUGGAGCUACUCCAGGCCCUGACUCUGAGCAUUACCUCCUUGCGGGAUGAGAAGGAGGUUCUGGCGGAGGAGCAGAGGAGGUUCCGGGCCCUAGGGGGCCACAUAGAGAGCCUGGUUCAGGAGCACUGUAAGCCCAACGAGAGGGAGAAGUACAAGAUGCUCAUCGGGGACAUGGAUAAGAUAGUCAACCUUCUGCUGUCUCUGUGUGGCCGGCUGGCCCGGGUCCAUAACGCUCUCUCUGCCCUGGACAGAGAGGAGGAGACAGAGGACAGCCAAGAGGAAAGGGAGUCCUUACAGCAGAAGCGCAGGCAGUUGUGUAGUCAGCACGAGGAUGCCAGGGAGUUGAAGGAGAAUCUGGACAGGCGGGAGCGUGUGGUACUGGACAUCCUGGGUGGGUACCUGACUGGGCCGCAGCUUAGAGACUACCAGCACUUCGUCUGUAUGAAACCAGCCCUGCUGAUCCGCCAGAGACACCUGGAUGAGCUCCUUAAGCAGUGGGAUGAACAGCUCAGCAGGCUGGCUGAGAGUAUCCCUCCAGGGGACCACCAGGCCCAGCCCAGCUCACCUAUCCCUGGGUUGAACCCCAGCCUCGGCCCUAACCUUAGAGCUCCCAGCCCUAACCUUAGAGCUCCCAGCCCUAACCUUAGAGCUCCCAGCCCUAACCUUAGAGCUCCCAGCCCUAACCUUAGAGCUCCCAGCCCUAACCUUGGUCCUACCCACACAGUCCGCUCCACCACUGUGACAUCACUGUGACAUCACCCCAACAACAACACUGCUCCUGGUCACUCCUACAGUUGCUGUGUCUCUGACCCAGUGGGAGGAGCACCAUGAGUCUGGCGAGCAAGAUGCAACAGUACUUGAUUGAAGAGAGAGACAUGCUCUAUAUGGAGCAGUAAGGAUGUCUGUCGGUCUGUCCCCUUGUUGUAGACAGACAGGUAGACAGGCAGACAGACAGGCAGACAGACAAGCAGACAGACAGACAGACAGACAGACAGACAGACAGACAGACAGGCA
Molecule: messenger RNA, 7168 nt
Organism: Salvelinus namaycush (lake trout)
Lineage: Eukaryota; Metazoa; Chordata; Actinopteri; Salmoniformes; Salmonidae
Gene: shroom3
Product: shroom family member 3
Exons: 13
Coding region: 65-6907 (2280 amino acids)
Biological process (GO): actin filament organization
Cellular component (GO): apical plasma membrane; adherens junction; cortical actin cytoskeleton
Molecular function (GO): actin filament binding
Source: RefSeq, a predicted model, not a curated record